AAUUUAUGUCGUUCGAGUUCGACCUUACCGCUCCAUUUUUACCCGAAUUCAGCACAAAGGAUCAAUCCGAACAUCGUCAUAAGAUCCGACCAGUUCAGAUCCUUGCACCCUCGCCAAGCAACGGUUUUCGGUUGAAUGAAGGCGGAUUAAGCUCUGUGCUUGCUCAUUCGGCUAUCGUCAAUAAAAAGGUUGUCAUCAUCAGUGUCGCAGGAGCAUUCCGGAAAGGAAAAAGUUUUCUGCUCAACUUUUUUCUCGAGUAUUUGUAUUGUCUACAAAAGUCACAACAGAGUGACGCUCCCUUGGAAUGGUUGACAGACGACUGCCAAUUGCACGGAUUCCACUGGCGGGCAGGAGCAAAGCGAGAUACGGUCGGUGUUUGGGUGUGGGGCGAGCCGAUCAUGAUUGAAGCAGCUUCUGGAGAGAUGUACGCCGUGCUUCUGAUGGACACUCAAGGAACGUUCGACAAUACGUCCACCUACCAGCAAUGCCUAACUAUUUUUGCCUUGUCCACCAUAGUCAGUUGUGUGCAGAUUUACAACGUGGUCGAUAACAUACAGGAAGACGCCUUGCAGCAUCUUUCCUUGUUUGUAGAGUACGGUCGUCUGGCCAUGACGGAAGCUCAACGUUUCGGCAAACCAUUUCAGACGCUCGUCUUUUGCGUCAGGGAUUUUCGGAAUCCAGAAGAAUAUGGCUAUGGUGAGGAGGGCGGUAGCAAGUUCUUGCAGCAAGUUCUUAAGGUCACCCCCGAUCAACCAGAGGAGCUUCGGAGUGUUCGGGAGCAGCUGUCCGAUUGUUUUGACCACAUCUCAUGCUUCCUACUUCCUUAUCCCGGUUACCGCGUAGCCGAGCGGCAAUCCUUCAGAGGUCAUGUGAAAGAUCUCCGGCCGAUUUUCCGUGAGGAGAUGAAAAAGAUGGUCCCCGCUUUACUGAAUCCUCAUGCUCUUCAACCAAAGUAUAUCAACGGAAAACCGGUCACCUGUCGGAAACUCGUGCAAUACUUCAAGGAAUAUGUGAACUCGUUCGACGGUAAUACUGUACCUGUGGCAAAUAGUAUUUUGAAUGCAAAUGCAAAACUGAUCUGUAUAGAAGCAGCUCACGAAGCCAAAGUUGCCUACUGCCGAGGAAUGGAUCGAUCAACAGUGGGUUCACGAAUGAUGCCCGAGAAGCGAUUGCUCGAAGCCCACAUCAAGCACGGCAUCACUGCACUGAACAUCUAUGACAAAUGCCCGAAAUUUGGCUCAGCUGAGACCAGAAACCGCCUCUUGGAAAAACUUCAAGAAGACAUCAAUGCCGAAUUGGAACGGUAUAAACGGCUCAAUGCUGCGAAGAAAGUGACCGGAUGUGCUUCCGCAUUGACGGCUUGCGGUGACAGCGCCUUGCUUGGUGUCGGUUUGGGAGCCGCCGCUUCUGGAACUGUUGCCGCCACAGUUUUGACGCUUCAAACUGGGCUUGUAAGCGCAGGUAUGUGA
Haemonchus placei is the source of this 1469-nucleotide messenger RNA. NCBI's taxonomy places the organism in Eukaryota, Metazoa, Nematoda, Chromadorea, Rhabditida, Trichostrongylidae. The record is from the annotation of a GenBank genome assembly.